Acanthopagrus latus (yellowfin seabream) is the source of this 5396-nucleotide messenger RNA. It is a transcript of the gene snx13, whose product is annotated as sorting nexin 13. The record is from RefSeq and is a predicted model, not a curated record. The coding region runs from base 212 to 3076 and encodes 954 amino acids. Gene Ontology annotation, molecular function: phosphatidylinositol binding. The transcript has 25 exons. NCBI's taxonomy places the organism in Eukaryota, Metazoa, Chordata, Actinopteri, Spariformes, Sparidae. Gene Ontology annotation, cellular component: early endosome.
UGUGUUUCUGCGUCAUCGCUCUCCAGCCAAUCGCGUGGCGACUUCCAGAAACGGGGCAGCCGAGACAUAAACCUCGCAAACAUGGCGACGCUCCGAGGAGAGUACGGAGAUUGGAAAUACGACCGUUUUUAACCGAGAACAUCAGCUCCUGCUCGCAUGCGACGAUGUGGUGGGGUUAGCCGGAGCCACCGCACGCACAGCCUGUUAGACGAUGUUUGCAGAGGCCAGUCUGUCCAUCUGGGGAUGGGGGGGUCUUGGAGUCGUGCUGUUCCUCGUCACCUUUGGACCGUUUGCCAUAUUCUACCUGGCCUUUUAUGUCUUCUGCUUCAUUGGAGGGGGCUUUGCGGUCACUCUGCUCUAUGGAAAGAUCAACUCGGAGAGACACCUGGAGAAGUGCGAGCACUCUUACUUGCCACCCACACAAAUUGGUAUACUGAAGACGUUGGAUGAGAUGAAGCUGGAGAUGAAGCCCAUAAAGAUUGACAGGAGACUGACUGGCUCCAGUUUCAUAGAUGAACCACUACAACAGGUGAUCCAGUUUGCUCUGAGAGACUACAUCCAGUACUGGUACUACACCCUGAGCGAGGAUGAGUCCUUCUUGUUGGAGAUCAGGCAGACGCUGCAGAAUGCCCUCGUCCAGUUCUCUACAAGGUCCAAAGAGGUGGACUGGCAGCCUUACUUCACCACUCGCCUGGUGGACGACUUUGCCACCCAUUUACGUGUCUUUAGAAAAGCCCAGGAUCGCCUCGCCGACCGAGAGGACAAGCAGAGAGACAUAACAGAGGAGCUGGUGGACUCCUUCUUUGAGGCCGAGGUGGAGAUGGAGAGGAAGAUUUGUCGAGACGUGGUGUGCACUUCAAUCAAAGACGAAGAAGGUUUUCUUCGAGACUUGUGCGAGCUGCUUCUGUAUCUGUUACUACCUCCUGGAGAUUUCCACAACAAGAACAUGAGAUACUUCCUACGGGAGGUGCUGGCACGCGGUGUGCUGCUUCCUCUGAUCAACCAGCUUAGUGACCCGGACUACAUCAACCAGUUUGUCAUCUGGAUGAUCCGGGACUCCAGCUGCAACUAUGAAGCCUUCAUGAACAUCCUGAAGCUGACGGACAAGCCUCCAGAACUGGAGGCCGUCAAAGACAAGGUGCUGGAGGAGCUGCAGUACCUCCGCUCCCUGGACACUGCCGGAGAUGACAUCAAUGUGAUCAAGAACCAGAUCAACAGUCUUCUGUUUGUGAAGAAGGUGUGUGAGACCAGGAUCCAGAGACUUCAGUCUGGCAAGGAGGUGGAUGCCCUGAAGCUGGCAGCCAACUUUGGCAAGCUGUGUGUUAUCCCACUGGAUCACAUCCUCAUCCACAACAUCGCCCUGCAGUUCUUCAUGGACUUCAUGCAGGCAGCAGGGGCCCAGGCCGAGCUGUUCUUCUGGCUCACUGUGGAGGGCUACAGGGUGACGGCUCAGCAGCAGCUGGAGGCCAUGCAGGGCUGGCAGAAAGAUGGCAUGAAGCAGCCCAGCGCCACCAAGGGGCUGCUGAAGGCCGCUGCACUGGGUGUCUUCGAACAAUACCUCUCUGACAAGGCGUCCCCCAGGGUGCAGGUGGACGAGGCAUCCGUCACAAAACUAGGGGAGAAGCUGCAGAAAGACGACCCCACGCCAGAGAUCUUUGACGAAAUCCAGAGAAACGUGUAUGACAUGAUGCUACGUGAUGAGCGUUACUACCCGUCCUUCAAGCAGAGUCCUCUCUACGUCCGCAUGCUGGCAGAGCUGGACAUGCUGAAAGAGCCGAGCUACCGGGGAUCUGACGACGGCGAAGGAGAGUCCUUCAACGGCUCUCCCACAGGAAGCAUUAACCUAUCUUUGGACGACUUGUCCAACUCCUGCCAUGAUGAAUCUAUGCACCUACAUGCCUUCAUCUCCGACACAGGGGUUUGCAACGACCACGGCAAAACCUACGCGCUAUACGCCAUCACUGUGUUCAGACGCAACCAUGACGGCAGCGAGGACUGCUGGAAGACCUACCGUCGCUACUCAGACUUCCACGACUUCCAUAUGAGGAUCACUGAGACGUUUGAGAACCUGGCGUCCAUCCUCAAGCUGCCAGGGAAAAAGACCUUCAACAACAUGGACAGAGACUUCUUGGAGAAGAGGAAGAAGGACCUCAAUGCUUACCUACAGUUGCUGCUGAACCCAGAGAUGGUGAAGGCUUGUCCAACUCUGAUUCCCUACGUCUACGACUUUCUAGAGAACAAGGCCUACAGCAAGGGAAAGGGAGAGUUUGCGCGCAAGAUAGACACAUUUGUAAAUCCUCUGAGGAGCUCCAUGAGGAACGUGUCCAACGCUGUGAAGGCCCUGCCAGACAGCCUGGCUGAGGGGAUGACCAAGGUGUCUGACAACAUGGGCCGCAUGUCAGAGAGACUGGGCCAGGACAUCAAGCAGUCCAUACUGAAGGUGCCUCCACUCCUCCCCAAGACCGACAUCGACCCCGAACACUGUCGAGUCUCUGCUCAGCUCGAUGACAACGUGGAUGAUAACAUCCCGCUGAGGGUAAUGCUGCUGCUGAUGGAUGAGGUGUUUGACCUGAAGGAGAAAAAUCAGUGGCUGCGCAGGAACAUCAAGAACCUGCUGCAGCAGCUCAUCAGGGCCACGUAUGGAGACACCAUCAACAGGAAAAUUGUGGAUCAUGUGGAUUACAUGACCUCACCAGAGCAGGUUGCAGAUUACGUCAAGAAGUUCAGGGAUUCCUACUGGCCCAACGGCAUCCUGGCCGAGACGCCGCCCCGUCGGGACAAGAACAUUCGCAUGAGGACACGAGUAGCUGCCAAGACCAGCCUGCUGGGAAUCAUGCCAGAUGAGCUGAAGCACAUCAUCGGGGCGGACACCACGAGAAAGGGCAUCCUCCGCGUCUUCGACAUGUUCCAGUACCAACCCAUGAACCGCCGGCUAGUCUACGUUUUCCUGGAGGGCUUCUUGGAAACGAUGUUCCCGCAGUACAAAUUCCCAGAGCUCUUCGUCAAGCUGCACUCCCGCUCGCCACGCAUCCACAGAUACAGCCAGAAACUCAAAUCGUCCUCCCUCAAGAGGUGACAGGAGAGGACAGAGGCAGCGGGACAUGAGCCGACUAGACACACACAGACUUGAGAGUGAGAGUGGGAGGGCUUGAUGUGAAUGUUGAGGGGUGUGUGUAUGUAUAGGUGUGAUAUCUGCCCUUCCACUCCCUUUACACACUCUUUUCAGUGAAAACACUCCAAUUAUCCAGCUGAUAAUUUCUGUGGAGACAGAACUGAAGGAUGAACACACACUCUGCCCUCCUCUCACUCUGUGACACACACUCGCACCUGCGCAAACACAAAUCCUGUAAUUUGCACCAAGACCGAACAUGGCAGUCUUUCUCUUUUAGUUUUGAAUAUUCUCCCUCCUUCUUUUUUUUGGACUUUUUAGUUGUGUUUAGCUUUAUCCUGGGCCAGUCAAUGCUGCUUUCUCGUGGUCCAGAGAGCAGACCACAAGUACUGUCUUGUUUUUAAACUGCAGGAGUUGAUAGCAUAGACCCACACCUUGCCUUACCUUCCUGCUUCUGUCUUCUGGCCGGCACAGUUCUACCAUCUGAGUGACCCGGCCUCCUCCGCUGUAGUCAAACUUCCCCUCAUGCUGUAGAUGUUUUAUCUGCAAAAGCUGCACACUUGCUUACAUGCAAAUGAUGUUUUGUUUUCAUAGCAACCAAAUAUGUCAAUCGCACUGGGUUCAGAAGGCGCUGUUUUUAAAAAAUGUGACUGAACAAAUGUGGGACAAAAAGGAUGAUUUAGAUUUGUAUCGUCUUCUCUGGAUGAGAAUUAUAUUUCUUUCCUAAAGUGUUUCAUCAUCUGUACCACCCGUGAUCCUCCAAGAACAGGCCACAUCCCCUUUAACGCUACUGUCAUGAACUGAGACAACCAAAGCUCAUGCUGUUCCAUACGUGUGUGUGUGCACUGGUUCAACGUCGGGAUCCUCUGAACAUAACUGUGCUUCAUAUCGUUAGUCGUGUGAGGAAAGAGAACUCGAAGAUGACCUUGUCGUUACCUAAAAGAUGAGGCUGUCCAGGCGCACCGUCAAAGAAUGUACUCUGUGGUCUAGUCUGUUUGGCCUGUGUAGAAUUGAGUGUGUGUGUGUGAGUGUGUGUCGUCAGUCAGAAACUGUGCCAGUGUGAGUUAGUGAACCAGCCUUAAAACUACAUACAGUAUAUACUGACCAAGAGCCGCAGGCAGAGGCAGCGCUCCUCCACGCGACUGAACGUUACGAGGAAAUCAAGAUAGAGAUAUGGAGAUAUAUCCCUAAUCACUUUAAUUCAGAGAAAAUGUCUUUAAUUUUGUGCAAUAUUUUUUUCUUUUAAUGCAUGUGCAUUUUGAAUCAUUGUAUACUGAGAAAAAGUAAUUCGUAUUGUUUUAACGGUAGAAAAGAUGAAAGAAGUUUCCCCUCAGACGUCUUCUCCUCCCGACAACUCAACAUUCCGUUGUUGUAAAAGUACAAUGUUUAUUUUACAGACUUGUUUUAUAAGUCUGAGUUUUUUUCUUUUUGGUUUUCGUUUUUGGCGUGUGGGGGAUAUUUCCCACGUAUCUCUCGCCCACCCUAACAGAAUCCGUGUUGUGGGUAUGGACCGGGCGGUGGCAGGGGGUUCUGUGUCGCGGCCUGAUGAUUAGCUCAUUGGGCUAAAGCUAGUUGAAAGGCGGCCUCAGACAACUGAUUCUUUUUAACUCUUGAGUGGCGUUUUAUGCAUUCAUUCUGUUGAGUGUGAACAGAUCUUUGUCGGUAUGAACGGACCGCUGGAGGGACCGCCCCUUCUCCUCCUGUCCUAUAGGCACACAGGAGAGCCGUAUCCUGUGACCAAUGGAAUCACUGCUAAUGAGCACUUAACGUAGCAACUGUGGGAAAGCCUCUCCCAUUGGCUGGAAGGAGCCCCAUUCUGCUGCAGCCAUAGGAUGGAAACUCACUCGUCUGCUUUGAUUUGCUUGCACUGAGCAGCCCUGGUGGACUCUGAUUGGCUGAGCGGGAGGACAUGAACUUGGACCUCUCUCACCGGGAGGUCCAUAUUUUGUCCCGAGGUGGAGGAGGUGGUGUCACUACCUGCACAUCUCUCCAUACAGGAAGGCUUGUCUUUUUUUUUAACCCCAGUAUUUAUGAUAAUCUAUGAUAAUGAAAAAUGUGCAUAUCUGUGUACAGUAUGUGUUAAUAGUGUGCCUAAAUGUACUGUCAACUCUAUUUUCAUAUUUUUCUUUAACCUAAAAAAAAACCAAUCAGAAUGUCAUGAUCAUUUUACGCGACUGAAAAUGACUUUAGGGUGUUUUUUUGCAUCAUGCUUAUCAAACUCUUCCUUGUGAGCAAACUGUGCUCAGAUCAGUAUAACACUAAUAAAAGGUAACUCAGACUAACUGAC